Molecule: messenger RNA, 2315 nt
Organism: Theobroma cacao (cacao)
Lineage: Eukaryota; Viridiplantae; Streptophyta; Magnoliopsida; Malvales; Malvaceae
Source: RefSeq, a predicted model, not a curated record
ACCAAUUAUAUGCAAUUCCAGGACAUCUCCAAGGUCUACGACUCCAAGUCUGAAGACUAUGAAUCAUCAGGAGAGUCAGAGGCCGGAGAAAGUGAAUCCUUUGGAGAUGAGAGAUUUGGGCUUCAUUGAGAGUGGCAAUAAUGAUGGCUUGGAUGAUAAUCAUGAUCAAGAUGAGCUUGCUGAUAGUUCCCAAUCCCGUCAAGCAGUUGAUGAGAGUGAUUCAUCAGAAGAUGAGGUGGCUCCUCGUAAUACAAUUGGUGAUGUUCCAUUGGAGUGGUACAAGGAUGAAAAACAUAUUGGAUAUGACAUUGCUGGGAAAAAGAUAAAAAAGAAAGAAAGACAAGAUAAACUGGAUUCCUUUCUUGCGAGUGCCGAUGACUCAAAAAAUUGGCGCAAGAUCUAUGAUGAGUAUAAUGAUGAGGAGGUAGAGCUGACUAAAGAAGAGACCAAACUUAUUCGUAGAUUGCUCAAAGGGAAGGCACCACAUGCUGAAUUUGAUCCGUAUGCGCCUUAUGUUGAUUGGUUUAAAUGGGAUGAUGCGAAACAUCCUUUAUCUAAUGCGCCAGAACCAAAGAGGCGGUUCAUUCCUUCUAAAUGGGAAAGCAAAAAGGUUGUUGAGUACGUUAGGGCAAUUCGCAAAGGAUUGAUCAAGUUUGACAAGCCAAAAGAAGAACCUCGUUUAUAUCUCCUUUGGGGUGAUGAUUCGAGUUCAGCAGAUAGGACUAAGCAUUUGGCUUACAUUCCCCCUCCAAAGCCAAAAUUGCCAGGCCAUGAGGAAUCAUACAAUCCUUCUUUAGAAUACCUACCAACACAGGAAGAGAUCAACACUUAUCAGUUGAUGUAUGAAGAAGAUCGCCCUAAAUUUAUACCUAAGAGGUUCACAUCCUUUAGAAGCAUCCCGGCAUAUGAGAAUGCUAUCAAGGACUCCUUUGAGCGAUGCUUGGAUCUAUACUUGUGCCCUAGAGUGCGGAAGAAACGUAUUAAUAUCGAUCCUGAAUCCCUGAAGCCCAAGCUACCUAGCAGAAAAGAUCUUAGGCCUUAUCCAGUUACAUGUUAUCUUGAGUAUAGAGGUCAUGAGGGUGCAGUUUUGUCAAUAUCUGUUGAACCUUCAGGGCAAUGGAUUGCUUCAGGCUCAAAGGAUGGAACUGUACGUAUUUGGGAGGUGGAGACUGGUAGAUGUCUUAGAGUUUGGGAGCUUGGUGAGGCUGUCCAGCAUGUUGCAUGGAAUCCAUUGCUCGAGCUUCCUAUUCUGGCAGUUUCUGUGGGAUCUGAUGUACUUAUUUUGAACACUGGAUUUGGGAAUGAGGAACAACAGAGAAAAGCUAAGGAACUUCUGCAAAUUGGAACGCCUACCUCUUCUGAUGAUUCUGACGAUAUAUCAUCUGUCUUAAGCUGGCUUCAAGAUGAAAAGCAUGAUUGCAUCAGACUAAGGCAUUUUAGGACUGUAUCUUCAAUAGAAUGGCAUCGUAAAGGAGACUAUCUUUCUACAGUUAUGCCGGCAGGCGAAUCAAGAGCAAUUCUUAUACACCAGCUCUCUAAGAAACUUACUCAAAGACUCCCUUUUAAGCACCAUGGCCUUCCAGUAUCAUCAGUUUUUCAUCCUACUCGUUCAAUCUUCUUCGUAGCAACAAAGAAAAAUGUUCGUGUGUAUGAUCUGUUGAGGCAAAAGCUAAUCAAAAAGCUUGAGACUCAACUGCGUGAAGUUUCAUCAAUUGCUGUUCAUCCUGCUGGUGAUAAUGUAAUUGUGGGAAGCAAAGAGGGAAAAUUGUGUUGGUUUGAUAUGGAUCUUUCAUCUAAACCUUACAAAACCCUCAAGUGUCACCCUAAAGACAUUACUAAUGUGGCAUUCCAUCGUUCAUACCCACUAUUUGCAUCAUGCUCAGAUGAUUGCACAGCCUAUGUCUUUCAUGGCAUGGUUUAUGCCGAUCUUAACCAGAAUCCUCUGAUUGUUCCAUUGGAAAUUCUGAGAGGGCAUACCAGUUCCGAUGGAAGAGGAGUAAUUGACUGUAAGUUCCAUCCAAGACAGCCGUGGUUAUUUACUGCUGGUGCUGAUUCAUCAAUCAAGCUCUAUUGUCACUAGGAACACUUGCAAGACAGUGUUGUGCAAUAUAAAGUUUAAUACAGGAAUGGGAUUACGGUUUCAUUGUGAUUUUGACUCUUAGAUAUGGGGUGGACAAAUGCAAUUUUGAUUGACGAGGAAGGUGAUUUAAAACAUGUGUCUCUUCUAUGCGUAGCAAUGUGGGCAGCAUGUAAAAUUAUUUCUUAAUGAAAUAUUAGAUUGUUGAAUCCGUAUCUAUAAACAAUCCAUUUUUUAA